CCGGAAGUGCGUGGGCAGCCCGGCUGGCCCUGUGCAGGGUUUUCAGGAAACAUGGAAGCGGCGGCUGUAGUUGGAAUUGAAGGACUUUUGUGGUGAUCCCCCGGGUGCCCUCUGAGAGGAAAGGGGAGGAUGCCACUGGAAUCAUCUUCCUCUUCACUGCCACAAUCCUUGCCUUCUCCAUUACCCUCAGUACCAGACAGUAUUACCAACUCCUCCCCUCCUCCAAUGUCUUAUAUCACUUCCCAGGAGAUGAAGUGUAUUCUUCACUGGUUUGCCACUUGGUCUGCUCCCCAGCGUGAACGUUUUCUACAGGACAUGGUAGCUAAAGCAGUGCCAGGAAAAUUACAGCCCCUGCUGGAUAGUCUGGAGCAGCUUAGUGUAUCUGGGGCAAAUCGACCACCUUGUAUCUUUGAAUGUCAGCUACGUCUCUGGGAUCAGUGGUUUCGAGGUUGGGCUGAGGAGGAACGCAAUGAGUUUGUCCGGCAGCUAGAAGUUAGUGAACCAGAUUUUGUGGCAAAGUUUUACCACGCAGUGGCUGCUACAGCUGGAAAGGACUGAUAGAUAUUCAGAUGAAAGAAGAUACCAUAGCUAAUGGAGCCAAGGCCAUAACUCUACAGUGAAACCUCUGUUCACAUUUGCCACUUGAAGAUUCUGGGGUGGUAUCCAGUGAACUGACUGAACUUGCUGAUAAGCACAGACAUGCUUAUUUCAAUGUUACCAGUUUAUCAACUGGACUCUUAAUGGAAAUGUUACUUGUUUAAGCAAAUCCAGAUCAUAACAAUCUUCUAGUUUGCUUUCCAAGUGAUGCCAAACCUCAAGAAUUCAAUGACUUUCACAGCUAUAACCAAAAAGUACCUACUGUUAAUAACUAGUCUAUGGUCCAUAAUGAGAAUAAAG
This is a messenger RNA of Dipodomys ordii (Ord's kangaroo rat), 897 nucleotides long. Its product is annotated as chromosome unknown open reading frame, human C14orf119. The record is from RefSeq and is a predicted model, not a curated record. The transcript is spliced from 2 exons. NCBI's taxonomy places the organism in Eukaryota, Metazoa, Chordata, Mammalia, Rodentia, Heteromyidae. Bases 130 to 558 code for a protein of 142 amino acids.